CCGGAUGUAUUCGGAAUAGCUUAGCCAGGUAGCUUCUGCGCGUACACAUGGACCAAGCGAUAGGUUGUGUCAAGUUUUAGCCAAUAAUACAUACGUGCUCUUCGUAUUUAUGUUUAAAUGACCUUUGCGUUUAUUUUCAAAAAAAGUUGACGCGUUCUUCUACCGCGUUGCACAACUGCAGUGUUGUCAGAGUCUUCAUCGCUUGACAGAAGGAUGAUGACUUGAACUUGUCUUGGACGCAACCAAUCUCUACAGAAGAUACUUGUCAUUUCACCAUGUGCAGUCGGUCGGGGGAAGUUCCCUCUCUGCGUUUCGGCCAGGUGGUCAUCGGACCCCCGGGCUCAGGUAAGACCACCUACUGCCAGGCCAUGCAGGAGGUCCUGACUCACCUGGGACGCAAGGUUGUCGUGGUCAACAUGGACCCUGCCAACGAAGGUCUGCCGUAUAAAUGUGAGGUGGACGUCUCGGAGCUGGUGACUUUGGCUGAUGUGAUGGACGGGCUGAAGCUCGGACCUAAUGGUGGUCUCCUCUACUGCAUGGAGUAUGUGGAGGCCAACAUGGACUGGUUGGAGAACAAACUGAAACAGUUCAGUGGAUGCUACUUCCUGUUCGAUUGCCCUGGACAAGUGGAGCUGUACACCCAUCAGAGUUCAGUGAAAAAUAUAUUUUCCCAGUUGUCCAAGUGGAACUUCAGGCUUUGUUCAGUUCACCUGGUGGACUCUCACUACUGCACGGACCCGGCCAAGUUCAUCUCUGUGCUGUGCACCUCGUUGUCCACCAUGCUGCAUGUGGAGCUUCCUCAUGUCAACGUCCUGUCCAAGAUGGACCUGAUGGAGCAGUAUGGCAAACUGGCCUUCAACCUGGACUUCUACACGGAGGUCAUGGACUUGACCUACCUUCUCGAACACCUGGCUGCUGAUCCUUUCUUUAAAAAAUUCCACCACCUAAAUGCAAAGCUGGCUGAAGUCAUCCAGGAUUACAGUCUUGUCUCCUUCGUGUCUCUGAAUGUGCAGGACAAGGACAGCAUGAUUCAAGUGUUGCGAGCUGUGGACAAAGCCAAUGGAUACUGCUUUGGAGAUCUGGAGGAAAGGAAUCUUCAGGCCAUGAUGUCAGCGGCUGUGGGAGCAGACUUCCAGUUCAACACCACUCUGGGAGUUCAGGAGCGUUACGUCGACACCAGUGGAAAGACCGUGGAGGAGGAAAUGAUGGACCUGUGAACUGAAAAGCCCAAAUAACGCUGGAAAAUAAUGAUCAUCGUUUUGAGCCGAGACUUGGCAAAAUCCAUCUCACUUGGCCUGAACAGUGGGUGAAGUCUGAGGAAAUAUAUUUGGGUUAAAAAUCACCAGGAAUCCAGCGGAACAAAGGCCUCUGCUGAGGCAAAGUGAUGUCACUACUUUUUAUUAAAA
Messenger RNA from Synchiropus splendidus (mandarinfish), 1406 nucleotides. It is a transcript of the gene gpn2, whose product is annotated as GPN-loop GTPase 2. NCBI's taxonomy places the organism in Eukaryota, Metazoa, Chordata, Actinopteri, Syngnathiformes, Callionymidae. The record is from RefSeq and is a predicted model, not a curated record. Gene Ontology annotation, cellular component: cytoplasm. The coding region runs from base 276 to 1217 and encodes 313 amino acids. The transcript has 5 exons. Gene Ontology annotation, molecular function: GTPase activity.